AUGGCCAAACUGGGCACAAUGCCACCCCAACAUGCUGCCAAGCCAGUCGACGAACACGCCGCCCAUUUGAUCCGCGAGGACAACGUCCCCAUCCAGACGCAAAAGCCAUUCACCACCCUCUCCGCCAUCGGCAUCGGCUACGGCGUCACCAACACGGCCGUCGGCAUCCCGCUCAUCCUCAGCACCGCCAUGGCAGCCGUCGGCCUCGCCAUGGCAGCCGUCGGCCUCGCCACGGCCACCACCCUCGCCGAGCUCGUCUCCGCGAUGCCUCACCCCGGCGGCCAGUACAUCUGGGUCAACGCCCUGGCGCCCAAGAGAUACCGCCGCGGCCUGUCCUACACCACGGCCAUGAUUAGCUGGGUCGCCGCCGUGGCCACCGGCUCCUCGGGCAACCUGUCCGUUCCCCUAAACGCCUUCUCCAUCGUGACGCUUCUCCAGCCGGAUUUCAUCUACCGCCGGUGGAUGGGGUUCGCGGCCUUUCAGGCCAUCAACGUAGUCACCUGCUUUGGCGCCUGCUUCGAGCACGCGCUGCCCAAGCUGUCCAAGGCGUUUUUGCUGUUCAACAUCGUCUCCGUGGGCGUCAUCAUCGUGGCGCUGUUCGCCAUGGCCGACGCCCGCACGAGCGCCAAGGACUUUUUCACCACUGUGAAUACCUCCGGGUGGCCGGAUGGCGUGGCUUUUAUUAUUGGUCUGAACGGAGCGAACUGGUGCUUCUCGUGCCUUGACGUUGCUACACACCUGGCUGAGGAGAUUCCCUCCCCCGGGACAAAUAUCCCCAAAGCCCUGCUCUGGACCAUCUUUAUAGCAUCCACCAGCGGCCUCUUGGUCGUCUUGGCGGUUCUUGUGAACCUGGGUCCUGUGGAUGUGAGCGACUACUCGGGGAUCGGCAUCUUCUACCGCAUCACGGGCAGCAAGGCGGCUGCUAUUGGCCUCUGGAUCCCCGUUCUUAUUCUUGUCCUGGCGUCCGUAUGGUCCAUCCAGACGUGGCAGUCUCGGCUGGCGUGGACAAUCAGCCGCGAGUCUGGGUUCCCGCUGCACCGGCACUUUAGCAAGAUCUUCCCGGCGCCCUUUUACACGCCCAUCUGGUCGCUGGUGGGUUCUGCCGUUGGCACGGCCCUGUUUGGUUGUUUGUAUCUUGCGUCUGAGCUGGCCUUUAACUCGCUCAUCGCAACGGGUAUUCUGCUCCAGUAUAUUAGCUAUAGUAUCCCUACUGUACUGGUUUUGUGGCAGGGCAGGGGCAACUUUCGGCACGGCCAGUUUUGGUAUCCCAAGUUGGGUCUCGUUGCUAAUUUCAUAAUGCUGGCGUGGACGGUGGUGGCUUUCAUCUUUUAUUGCUUUCCUGCGAAUGCACAGGUACGUCCGAGCCAGAUGAAUUAUGUUUCGGGCGUUUUGGUCGUCAUUGCCACGUUUAUUGCUGCGCUUUGGAUUCUCUACGCUAAGAAGAAUUAUAGGGUUAUGGAGAUUUAG
Messenger RNA from Metarhizium brunneum ARSEF 3297, 1467 nucleotides. Its product is annotated as Transmembrane transporter swnT. The record is from RefSeq and is a predicted model, not a curated record. Gene Ontology annotation, biological process: transmembrane transport. Gene Ontology annotation, molecular function: transmembrane transporter activity. NCBI's taxonomy places the organism in Eukaryota, Fungi, Ascomycota, Sordariomycetes, Hypocreales, Clavicipitaceae. Gene Ontology annotation, cellular component: membrane.